Messenger RNA from Pseudozyma hubeiensis SY62, 234 nucleotides. RefSeq lists its product as hypothetical. The record is from RefSeq and is a predicted model, not a curated record. Lineage: Eukaryota; Fungi; Basidiomycota; Ustilaginomycetes; Ustilaginales; Ustilaginaceae. The coding region runs from base 1 to 234 and encodes 77 amino acids. The transcript has 2 exons.
AUGCAGCGGCGGUGGGACGAUGUUGACUUCGCCGACACCGGAGAGCUUCUACAGCGUUGCGAGUCUUUUGGGUAUGCUGUCUCUCGAAACCACCAACACCAGACGCAGGGUAGGGUGGAUUCAGGUUGCUUCAGCCUCGUUCUUCUUUGCACUCGCAACGAGUUUCCGCGCCAAUGGGACGCUGCUCGUCGGGUAUCUCGCAUUCAGACUCAUCGGAGAGGCAAGAUCGAGUAG